AUGCGGUCCCCCCGGAAACUCCGAAACGGGAAGUUCCGCCCCGCUCGGAAAUGGGUUCCGCGCCUACUUCCGAUCCCAUUAUCCCCAACUGAGUCCCGUUAUCCCAACGGGAUCCCAUUUCCUAAUGGGAAACGCGUUGGGUUGGAAGGUUCCUUAAAGAUCGUAGAACUACGGGAUGGUCGUGUUGGAAAGGUCUUUAAAGAUGACAGAACCAUCGAAUGCGGCCGGGCACAGUUGGGUGAGUCACAUCUGGCCGGGGAGGAGCACAUCUGGGCGGGGCAGCCCUUGGCAGGUCCUGGCAGCGUCGCUCCUCUCCACGGCUCCGCCCGGUGCAGCGGUGGCAUCACCGGGACCGGCGCCAAACGGGCGGUGCCGGAGCCGUUCCGCUGCUCCGAGCGGCGCCGCGACUUUACGACAAGGAACAAGACAGCACCGGUCCCCAUCACAGCACUCUGGACAUUGACCCCAACACCUCACCAUGACCACCGACUCCCCCGUGUUCCCCAUGGGCUCUGGGGUGACGACAGCAGUGCCACGAGACUCCGAAACGUCAGCUCCGGAUACGGUGGUGUUGGUGUGCGCCUUCACUGCCGCCUUUGUGGCCGUGGCCAUCGUGGUAGUUGUGGUGUGUCGGUGUUGGAAGCGAUGCUGCGGGAGAACAGCCCAGGACCCUGCAGCAAUAGAAGGGAACAGGAACAGUGCGGCGGUGCCCAUGGGAGCCCCGAAGAGCCCAGAAGACUGAGCCCCGCGGGAUCCCCGCGCGUAUCCCCACCAAUACAAUAAAGCUCCGCUGCUGCCACCGCCUGCAUUCAUCACCGCAUCCC
This is a messenger RNA of Tympanuchus pallidicinctus (lesser prairie-chicken), 824 nucleotides long. RefSeq lists its product as uncharacterized. The transcript has 6 exons. The record is from RefSeq and is a predicted model, not a curated record. The coding region runs from base 1 to 783 and encodes 260 amino acids. Lineage: Eukaryota; Metazoa; Chordata; Aves; Galliformes; Phasianidae.